This is a messenger RNA of Dioscorea cayenensis subsp. rotundata (Guinea yam), 1158 nucleotides long. Its product is annotated as NADPH oxidase activator-like. The record is from RefSeq and is a predicted model, not a curated record. Bases 52 to 1053 code for a protein of 333 amino acids. Lineage: Eukaryota; Viridiplantae; Streptophyta; Magnoliopsida; Dioscoreales; Dioscoreaceae. The transcript has a single exon.
CUUCUCCCAAAACUCAAACAUCGUUCGCAUUCCGAGCUCGAUCCUCGAGCAAUGACCGACGUGGAUCGCCGCCCCACCGCCGGCCUCUCCCCUUCCCACGCCGCCGGUCUCCGCCGUCUCUCCACCCGCGCCGCUUCCGUCUCCUCCUCCUCCUCCUCCUCAACCUCAUCAUCCUCAUCCGCACCUUCGAUCGCCGGCGACUCCCUUCUUUCCGCCGUCCACUCCUCUGGCCUCCCUCUCCUCCCAGCCCUAACCUCAUCGGAGCUCGCCCUCGCCGAAGCCAUUCUUGGUCUACCUCUCCCUCCCGAUCUCCGAUCCCUCCUCUCCCUCACCCUUCCUUUCCCUCUCUGGCGUCCUCUCCCCCGUCUUCUCUCCGCCCUCCGUCUCCCCCUCGCCGCCACCUCCCUCCAUCUCUCCCGCCUCCCUUCCAACCCUCUUCUCUCCCCUCCUCCCCUCUCAUCCCCCUCCUUCCCCGCUUCUACCUCCCUGCCCUCCCUUCCCUCGCCGGCAACCCCGUCUUCCUCAUCGACGAUCGCAAGAUCUCCCUCUUCGCCCUCGAUCUCCCCGACUUCUUCCACCGCCUCCAAUCCCCCACCGUUCCCCCUCUCCUCCCGCCGCUCCCCCCGCUGGAUCGAGUUCUGGAGCGACGCUGCCGCCGCCGAUCGCCGUCGCCGCAGCAGCUCCGCCUCCCCCGACGAGUUCCUCGAGAUCCGACCCUCUAAGCUCCCCAACUGGGUCGGCAACUACUUGUGCCGGAUCGGCUCCGUCCUCCGCGACGGUGGCUGGGAAGAAUCCGACGUCUCCGAGAUGGUCCACGUCGCUGACGGUUCCAUCGUCGACGGGUACGAUGAAAAGGUAGCCUUAGAGAAGCUGGUCUUGAAAGCCGAUCGCUGCUCUGACUCACUCCGUCGCGCCGGCUGGGAUUCCGAUGAGGUCUCCGAUGCUCUCGGCUUCGAUUACAACCCUCCUAGUGUCCGAAGACGCUCGGUGAACUUACCGCCUGGUCUCGCCGCCAAGAUUGGGAAACUCGCCGAAGCCGUUUCCCGCUCCUAACUCUAUUUUUAUUUUAUUAUAUAUAUAUUUAUAUAUUAUAUCUUUUCUUUCAAAAAAAAAAGAAAAAAAAGAACAUCCUUGUUGUUGUAUUGACGUUGGUUCUUU